Archocentrus centrarchus (flier cichlid) is the source of this 2471-nucleotide messenger RNA. It is a transcript of the gene nox5, whose product is annotated as NADPH oxidase, EF-hand calcium binding domain 5. Lineage: Eukaryota; Metazoa; Chordata; Actinopteri; Cichliformes; Cichlidae. Gene Ontology annotation, molecular function: superoxide-generating NAD(P)H oxidase activity; calcium ion binding. The record is from RefSeq and is a predicted model, not a curated record. The transcript has 18 exons. Gene Ontology annotation, cellular component: NADPH oxidase complex; plasma membrane. Gene Ontology annotation, biological process: superoxide anion generation; defense response. The coding region runs from base 196 to 2364 and encodes 722 amino acids.
AGCAGACGAGGACACCGAGAGAUUCACUGCAGCGGAUAAAUCUCAGUCUGAGCAGCAGGACGUCCACGGGUCCAGCUGCUCGUGAAGGCUGGCAGUUCAUAUUACAUUUAGAGCACGCAGAAGGUCCUGGACGACAGAAGAGACCCUCAGAACCUCCACUGUUAAACAGAAGCUGCAGCGGCAGAACGGGCCACCAUGAGUCUGGACGACGAUGCCCGCUGGCUGGAGUGGGUGACCAAACAGUUUGAGACCAUCGCGGGAGACGACAAAGAGAUCGACCUUGAGGAGUUUAAAACAGCUCUCAAAGUCAAAGAGUCUUUCUUCGCUGAGCGUUUCUUCGCACUCUUUGACUCCGAUGGGAGCGGCUCCAUCAGCCUGGAUGAACUGCUCAAAGCUCUGGACCUCCUGAUCCACGGCAACGAGACCGACAAGCUCCGCUUCCUGUUCCAGGUCUACGACGUGGACGGCAGCGGCUCCAUCGAUCCGGACGAGCUGAAAACGGUUCUGAAGUCGUGUCUGCGUGAGAGUGCAAUCUCUCUGCCAGAGGAGAAGCUGGACGACCUGACGCUGGCGCUGUUUGAGUCGGCCGAUAAAGACAACAGCGGCUCCAUCACCUUCGAGGAGCUCAAAGCUGAGCUGGAGACCUUCCCCGAGGUGAUGGAGAACCUCACCAUCAGUGCUGCUAACUGGCUGAAGCCUCCUGAUCUGGAGCAGAAGAAGCGUCAGACCCCUCGGUACCUGACCCGGGCCUACUGGCAGAACAACAGUCGGAAGCUGCUGUUCCUGAGCAUGUACGGCCUCCUUAACCUGCUGCUGUUCAUUGUCGCCAUGCUGCGGCACAGCUACGGCGGGCCCUGGUUCAUGGUGGCGAAAGGCUGCGGCCAGUGCCUCAACUUCAACUGCACCUUCGUCAUGGUGCUGAUGCUGCGUCGCUGUUUAACGUGGCUCAGGGCCACGUGGGUGGUGAGGGUCUUACCUUUGGACCAGAACAUCCUGCUGCAUCAGAUUGUGGGCUACGCCAUCCUCGGAUUCACGCUGGUGCACACUGCUGCACACGUCUUCAACUUUGUACUUCAGAUCCAGAUGAUGGAGCACAGCGAGUACAGUCUGUGGGAGUACCUGCUGACCACCCGGCCGGGGAUCGGCUGGGUGAAGGGGACGGCCUCGCUGACCGGCGUCAUCCUGCAGGUGUUGAUCUGCCUCAUGGUGCUCUGCUCCAGCACGUUCGUACGCCGCAGCGGACACUUCGAAGUGUUUUACUGGUCUCACCUGUCCUACGUGUGGGUUUGGAUUCUGCUCAUCAUUCACUGCGCAAACUUCUGGAAGUGGUUUGUCGUCCCAGGUCUGGUGUUCCUGCUGGAGAAGAUUGUGGGGAUCGCCGUGUCUCGUAUGGGAGGUCUUUACAUCGUGGAGGUCAACCUGCUGCCUUCCAAGGUGACUCACCUGGUGAUCAAACGCCCCCAGUUCUUCCAGUUCAAACCCGGAGAUUACGUCUUCAUUAACAUCCCAGUGAUAGCCAAAUAUGAGUGGCAUCCAUUCACCAUCAGCAGCGCUCCUGAGCAGUCAGAUUCUUUGUGGCUGCACAUCCGCUCGCUGGGCCAGUGGACCAACCGCCUGUACGAGUACUUCAGACAGUCGGAGAGCGAGGCGCUCAGUCCACAGAGACUCGCCUCCAGCCUGAGGAGCCGCAGGCAGCAGCUGAAAGAUCAGAUUUCUGCCAAGUUGAGUGAGAACCACAGAUUCUGCAACAUCAAGUGUUACAUAGACGGACCAUAUGGGACUCCCACACGACAGAUCUUUGCCUCGGAACACGCUGUCCUGAUUGGGGCGGGAAUCGGCAUCACACCCUUUGCCUCUAUCCUGCAAAGCAUCAUGUACCGGUACCGCAUGAGGAAGCAGAACUGUCCCAACUGUAAAUACUCGUGGUGCGAGAACAUCAAAGACAGCGAGAUGAAGCUGCGCAAAGUCGACUUCAUCUGGAUCAACAGAGACCAGAAGUCCUUUGAGUGGUUUGUCAGUUUGCUCACAAAACUGGAGAUGGACCAGGCCGACGAGGAGCCGGAGGGACGCUUCCUGGAGAUGCACAUGUACAUGACGUCAGCGCUUAGCAAGAAUGACAUGAAGGCCAUCGGCCUGCAGAUGGCGCUCGACCUUCUGGCCAAGAAGGAGAAGAGAGACUCGAUCACUGGACUGAGGACGAGAACCCAACCUGGACGACCCGAGUGGGGGAAGGUGUUUCAGAAGGUGUCUGAGGAGAACAAAGGGAAGGUCCACGUGUUUUACUGUGGUGCUCCUGCUCUGGCGAAAGUCAUCAAGGCUCAGUGUGAACACUUCGGCUUCAACUUCUACAAGGAGAACUUCUGAGGACGUCGUGGGCUGUCAGCACACACCUCCAUCUGUGUGUGUGUGUGUGUGUGUGUUUCUGUCACUGAUGUUGUGGAGACAUGAAUCAGUUUAUACAGUCACAUUUU